Paramecium pentaurelia is the source of this 2000-nucleotide messenger RNA. NCBI's taxonomy places the organism in Eukaryota, Ciliophora, Oligohymenophorea, Peniculida, Parameciidae. The record is from the annotation of a GenBank genome assembly.
AUGGAUAGCAUAGAGAAAGAAGGAGACAAUGAACGAGGAUAUUGGUCAAAGCAUUCUUCUGCUAAUGGAUAGACUUAUUACUACAAUGUGAAGACAGGGUAAUCUUAAUGGGAGAAACCAGAAUGUCUUUAAGAUGAAGAAUCAGAAGUAGAAGAAGAAUGGUAACAAUACUUGACAGAAGAUGGUAAACCUUAUUGGUACAAUCGCAUUACAAGAGAGAGUAAAUGGCAAAAGCCAGAGGAAGAACAAUAUACGUAUGGAUAUAUUAUAUUAGUGCAGAUCAGGUGAGGAAGAGGAUAUCAUCCCGCCAAAUCCUAUUGAUUAAUUCACAUAAUUAUUGAAGGAUAAUAAGAUUACAUCAAGUGUUAAGUGGGAUUCAGUUGUAAAGCAAUUGCAAAGUGAUUCAAGAUGGAAAUGUAUUGGGAGUAUAAGUCAUAAGAAGAAGAUCUAUAAUCAGUAUUUGGAAGAGAUGAAAAAACAAGAGAAGGAGGAGAACAAGACAAAAUUAAGUAUGGCUAAGGAGGAUUUCAUGAAAAUGUUAGAGGAACAUAAGAUUCUCUCUUCAGACAUAAAGUUAUGGAAAGUAUAAAGUUAUCUUGUUACAGAUGCAAGAUGGAAAGCAAUACCUGACGAAAAGGAAAGGGAAAAUUUAUUCCAGGAUUAUUUAGAUAAGUUAUAUAAACAAGAGUAAGAGUAGAUGAAGGAGAGUCGAAAAACUACCACUGAAGAUUUUAGAAAAAGGUUACAAAGACAUAUAGAAAUAGGAGUCUUAAGUCAUAGUUCCACUUGGGAUGAGUGCUUAAAGUUAUUCAGUUAAGAUAGACUUUUGUAAUAGAUGUUGCCAAUUGAUGCUCUUGGUGUCUUUGAAGAGGUAUAAUCUCUUUUAAUUUAGGUUAUCAAUCCUCUUUAUGAAUAAUGGAGAUAGUCAAUUAUCUCUAAAUAUAGAUAGAAUAGGAUCAAUUUCAGGGAAUUGCUAUAGGAACACCUGGCAGAAGGGUUAUUGACACACAAGACUAAAUGGGGUUAAUUUGUAUAGACAAUAUAAUAAGAUGAUAGAUUUAUUUGCAUGUUAGGACAACCAGGCUCACAACCUCAUGAGUUGUUUUAAGAUUUCAUAUCACAUUUAAAGUAGAACCAUUAGCUUUAUAAAUCUGAGUUAAAGAUGCAUCUCUAAUAAAAGGGAGUUAAAGUGUUAACAAAUGUAAGCUUUGAAGAAGUGGAAGCUUAUUUUGUUGAUAACUAAAUUUGGACAAAAAUGCCAUCUCAUGAGAAAAAAUAUUAUUAUCGUUACUUCCAAGAAAAUAUUAAGUAGUCAUCCAACAUUCAAAGCAAAAGAUAUAAGAAGAUGUGUAAAAGAUACAUUAAAUUACUAAAAUCAUUACCUGAUUACAAAUCUUAUGAAGAAAUGUUACCAAUUAUCAAUUAAAAGAUUCAAGAGAAUCCAAAAUUAGCAGGAUUGGUUGAAGAAUAAAAGAAAGCACAAUAUGAAUCAUUUGUAGCAACUCUUUAGUAAUUAUAAUCAUAAUAAUAACAAACUUAAUAAUAGCAAAUACCUAUUGUACCAAUAGUGAAUUAAUAGGUGUAAUAGGUGUAAUAGAUUUAAUAAUAAUAAUAGUAAUAAUAGUAAUAAUAAUAAUAAUAGUAAUAAUAAUAAUAAUAAUAAUAAUAAUAAUAAUAAUAAUAAUAAUAAUCUACAUAAAUUCAAGAAGAACCAAUUUAAUAAUAAUAGACAUCUGAAAAAGAUUAAAGUGAAAGAAAGAAGAAAAAGAAGAAGGAAAAAAAAGAAAAAAAGGAAAAGAAAUCAAAGGAAGAGGGCUCUGUUAGACAAGAUCUUAGUCAAGUUGAACCAGAAAAAUCUAAAAAUGUGAAAUAAGAGCAUGAACCAGAACCUGGAGAAAUAUAACCAAAUUAUGAUUUUAAUGAUUAAGAGAAGUCAAAGAGCAAAGGAAAAAAGCAUCAUAGAAGUAAUCAUAAGAGCAAAAAACAUCACAAAUAAUGAA